This is a messenger RNA of Pelagomonas calceolata, 1250 nucleotides long. The record is from the annotation of a GenBank genome assembly. NCBI's taxonomy places the organism in Eukaryota, Pelagophyceae, Pelagomonadales, Pelagomonadaceae.
AUGGCCGACGCCGACGCCGCGAUCGCGUCGUUCAUGGCCAUCACCGGCUCGGCCGACGAGAACACGGCGCGCUUCUGGGUCGACGCCGCGGGCGGCAACGUCGAGCUCGCCGUGGGCAAUUUUUUGGAUGGCAACAAUGCGGGCGGCGCCGCCGCGCCGCCGCCGCAGGACGACGCCGCGGUCGCGGCAGCUUUACAUGCACGGGAGAUGGAGCACGAGGUCCGCGCGCCGGACUCUGUCAAAAGAGGGCGACUCCUCGCGGACUUCCCGGGCGCCGACGACGACGAGGACGCGUACACGCCGGGCGCCGGCGCGUUCGACGACGACGAGGACGACGAAGAGGCGGAAAAGCCGGCGGGCGGCCUGUCGUCCAUCUUCGCGCCGCCGACGGAGCUCACGCAUUCCGGAGACUUCCAGAAGGCCCGGGCCGACGGCAAGGCCCAGAAGAAGUGGUUAUUAGUAGUAAUCACGAACGAGGCCGUGUUCGCGUGCCACGAGAUGAAUCGCGACUGCUGGAGCGACGACACGGUCCGGGCCGUCGUCGAGGCGUCGUUCAUCUUGUGGCUGCGGCCGCACACGGACCCCCAAGCCUCGACCUACUGCGACCGCUACGACCGCGACCGCGCGCUGCCUUUACAGGGGGGCUACUCGGCGCACCCUGUGCACCCGCAUUUAGCUGUUGUCGACCCGCGAACCGGGCGGCGCGUCUGGACCAAGGACGGCAAGGUGUCCAGGGAUCGGCUCGUCGAGCUGCUGUCGGACAUCACGGAGCGCCACUCGCUCGAGGAGCUCGCGCCCGUCCAGGUGGCGCCCCGCGCGGCGACGCCGCCCCCGCCGGCUCCGCUCGUCGGCGGCGCGGCCCUCGGCGGCGGCGUGGGUUCGGCCUUCGCCGCGCCGCCGCCGCCGCCCGCACCGCCGCCGCCGCCGGCGGACCCCUGGGCCGACGCCGUGCUCUCGCCCGAGCCCGCGGCCGGUGGCGUCAUGGUCGCGUUCCGCGGCCCGGGCAUCCAGCGAAAACGCCGCUUCGUCGAGACGGACGCCGUCGCGGCGCUCUUCAAGUACGUCCAGGCCGAGGCGAAGCCGGCCGGCGGCUUCGACCUGCUCUGCGGCUUCCCGCCGCGGCAGCUCGCGCCGAUGGCGUCCACGCCGCUCAAGGACGCGGACGUCCACGGCCAGGCGGUCCAGAUGAAGCUGACGUCCUAGGCACGGCGGUGGCGUUGUUCCCCUCGUAAAAACGCAUUCGUGUACUU